AUGAAAUAUACCAAAUAUGAAGUGCCGGAUCCGUGUUUGCUACUGGAUCACCCAGCUGUACUUCAGGCAGCCCCGGUUCAGGGUAACAGUGCGAGAUGCUGUUUUGCUGGUGUUUUCCACAUCAAGGGAAUCAGUCGUUACUCUACCUUUCAGAAGGCUGGUGAACUGUGUCAAAGAUUAGGUUACAGACUUGCAACACAAGAGCAGGUCACUGAAGCCUACAAAAAAGGCUUGAGAACUUGCAGAUACGGCUGGAUUGAUGGUCAAAAUGUCACGUUCCUCCCAAACAUUAAUGGUCCAAACUGUGACUCCAGCUCUGCUGAGCUCAACUUUCCAUGCAAAGCAGCAGAAUAUCUUUCUGAUGCCUACUGUUUUGGACCCAAAGAUUCAUCGCCAAAGUGUGAAGACAAUGUUAAAUCUGAGGAUUUUAUGAAUGGAAACGCAGCCAAAGACAUUUCAUUCUAUGAAAAACCACGUGAAGACAUUAUUACAGAAUUCAAGACAGAAGGGUUUUUGGUAGAUGUGGAAGAAAUAUUGGAAAGAGUAAAAAGAGAAACGUCUCUUCUGAGUGACAUGAAACCCUCAACUGUGACCUCUAUGAAAAAUAAUGAAGACAUCAAGGACCCUACAAGCAAGCCCCAUAUUGGAAAGACCCCCAGUGUUUUGCUAUUUGAUACAGAGGGCAGUGGAUCAGGGUUGAUUGAUCCUGAGCCUAGUCAUUUCACAACAAGUCCGGUUACUACAGAGACAACGAAGAGUUAUUUAAAAGAAAACGAUACUGAAAAGGAUGAAGUGGUGGUUCCAGUACGUGCUAGAAAUGUGAACACCAAUCAAGUCCAGGACACAACACAAAUUAAUGUAUCUUUAACACCAGAAAGUAAAGUGGAGGAGGUGGUUUCAGAGGGAUCGUCUUCAACUUGGAUGAUAAUCACUGCAUUCUGUGUUGUUGGAGUCAUAGUAUGCAUUGUGGCUAUUGGCACUAGAGACAAGUGGUAUGGACCCAGUAAGAGCGCAGACAUCACAACUGAAAAGAACAACAAAGACUACAGUAAAACAGAAACGCUGCCGCUGUCAGAGAAGAGAGAGAUUGUGGCACUGAUGAAUGUUACGAACAUGAAAAAUGGGCAAACAGUGGACAUUACAGCUACAGAUGAAUAUUGAAAAAGAAUAUUUAUGUUAAAACAGGUGAGCUGAUGAAACUGGUGAACACUGAGAGCCUAAGACAACAGAUCACAAUAAUGAUUAGCAGUAUACCAAAUAAAGUGUAUGUUUUAUUUUGUUUUUUAGUUCUGGUUACUGUUUAUUCUUAUUUGCACUGAUUAUGUUUUUGCUAUUUGUUAGAUUCUUAGUGUCAUUUGCUGCCAUUUUGUUACUUAACAGGUUUUUUCACUUAUAGAAAAUGCUUUCUAGCUUAUUAACUGAUUGUUAAGAAUGAUAUGGUGAGAAAACAUUCAAUACUGGUUUUCAUCUGUUUGUAAGUACUAUGUACUGUUUGUGACAAUGCAUUUUUGAAUGUUGACAUUGCCCUGUCUUUUAGAAAUAGAAAAAACCCUAUCUAGUUUUUAUCGCAGUGAAGCCACUGUAUGUCUUUGCCUUCAUUAAAUUACCUAUAAAGAUGAA
This is a messenger RNA of Danio aesculapii, 1620 nucleotides long. It is a transcript of the gene cd44a, whose product is annotated as CD44 molecule (Indian blood group) a. Gene Ontology annotation, biological process: cell adhesion; positive regulation of ERK1 and ERK2 cascade; inflammatory response. The record is from RefSeq and is a predicted model, not a curated record. Gene Ontology annotation, cellular component: basolateral plasma membrane; plasma membrane; macrophage migration inhibitory factor receptor complex. NCBI's taxonomy places the organism in Eukaryota, Metazoa, Chordata, Actinopteri, Cypriniformes, Danionidae. Gene Ontology annotation, molecular function: hyaluronic acid binding; cytokine receptor activity.